This is a messenger RNA of Saimiri boliviensis boliviensis (Bolivian squirrel monkey), 3137 nucleotides long. RefSeq names its product C-C motif chemokine ligand 27 (gene CCL27). NCBI's taxonomy places the organism in Eukaryota, Metazoa, Chordata, Mammalia, Primates, Cebidae. Gene Ontology annotation, molecular function: chemokine activity. Gene Ontology annotation, cellular component: extracellular region. The record is from RefSeq and is a predicted model, not a curated record. Gene Ontology annotation, biological process: immune response.
CGUACUGACAGGGCGUCCCUUCCUGGAAGGGUGCCCUUCCAUCUCAAAGCCCCUCAUCAGUGUCAGGCCUCCUGUUACUAUCACUGACUGUCUCUCCAACCCUACUCCCCAAAAACCCAUAUUGUAAGUAGCCUAUAUGAAGAGAACUAAAUAAUCCUGCCUGUUACUCCCUUCCUCGGAGCCAGGGCUUUGCCAACUGUCUGAAGAAUCUUCUCUUCUGGAAGUGUAUCUAAAACAUUUUAAGAAGAGGUGUAGGAUGCAGGCUAUAAAUGAGAAGAGGGGGAGGUUCCUAGAAGGUGCCUGUCAGGGUAAGGACUUGGGUUUGUGACCUUCUUUUCAAUAGUUCAUACCCCAACUUUUGGCUCCUCCAGUCUGAUCCCAAGUUUAGAGAUCCUUAGGCAUCAGCCUACCUAGCAGUUCUUGCUACAUCCCUAGGAGAGUCCUAAGGCUCUCUGCUGCCCCCUUCUGUCACCCAAUCAGCCUGGGACCCACUACUCAAGUGGUGAGAAUCUGGGACUGCCAGGUGGGCCCGCCUUCAGUUAGGGACUGGCCCCAGGACCAGAAAGGACAACACAAGAUUAAGCUAAAGAGACAGCCCAGUUUCUGGCUGGGGCCAAAGCUGACUUUCAGCCUGGAGCUAUCCCUGUUACAGCAGAUUGUGGCUGGAGAGAAGACUUGGCCUUAAAGGGGAGAGAUGGGUGCACACCCAUAGCAUUUGCUUUCUGCCUUCCAAAGGACUCUAGACUGAUAAGUCCAGGAAAGACCAGAAAGUACUUAGCACACAGCCAACUGAUGGAGAAGGUCUAUGACAAACUGAGAUACCUGGGAGAUUUCCUUGGGAUUUCCUCAGUGGCUACACCUAAGCCUUGGGGCACAAGUCUGGACUGGAGGGUGGGAGAGGGAAUAUAAGGCCCCUGGUACCAAAAGUUCAAGAUAGGUGACAUCUGGGCUAUGGUCACCUUCAAGAAAGCACCCAAGCUCUUUCCUUACAAUGUCCACAUCAAAGAUCCCUUCAUCUAUCUCAGACUUCUUGGGGUUUAAAAAAAAAAAAAAAGGCCCCUUCAAAUGUGAAGUGCCCUGUCUAGCCCUGGGCCGACCCUUCACCAGGAUGUGAUCAGAAAACCUGAAGAUCCUGGAGAAAAAACUCCAGGGAGGGACCUUCAUGCCUCACCCUGGACAGAAGGGAGGAGAGGUUCGAAUUUUCAGCCUGGAGCAUGGCUAGUCCCUAAUUUGGAAACUGAAGGCCCUCCUGAUUGUUGAAGCAGCCCUGCAGCAGAAAGGGCUGCCCAAAGAAAGGCAUAAGCCCUAGAGAGUGGCUGACUCUAGAGUAGAAGACUGCAUUAAGACAAGGGCUGGAUUAGUGCAUUAUGACUUAGCUUGUUUCAAAUACAGAGCAGGACUUGCAGAUUGAGACCAGGAGUGGGAAAUUCUUCAAGGAGCCGGGGGCACUAAACUCAGAAGCAUACCCCGACCCUAGGCAGUUCCCAGCUUCCAGGAAAGGACUGGAUAAAGAUCAAUAGAAGCUUUGCAUUGCGGGGAGUGGGGAAAGAAGGGAGUGAUGGCUGGGUAUGGGAUUAGAAGGGAAGGCUAUAGCUGGAGAGUGGGAUGGAGGAGGUGUAGGAGUUGGACGUGAGGGUGUUACUGAACCCAGGUAGGGAGUGGGGAUGUUCCUCCAGGCCCAGGAAGGAGGCUGGAAUUUGAGUAGAACAAAGAUGUAAUCGAGUCUUGAGUCUAAUGUCUCAACAAGUCAAGGACUGUAUCUGGAGACCCCCAGGUCCCUGCUGGCAAGAGGUUAGCAUUCCUGGAAGAGGACUAGGCAAAAACAGGAAGGUGAGAUUUACUAGGCCUUUUACCUGUUUUGACAACAGCAACCUAGCACCAAAGAGCUUUUAUCUUCCUUUCUUAUCUACCCCACCUUUCCUCCCUGUCUCAUCAGCCUGGGGAAAGCUGCCCAACCUCAGCAACUCCAAAGCACCCUUACACUCAUAUACCCAUAGCCACAUAUUCACACUCAUAUACCUUUCCCCAGUUUCUCUGAAUGUGGCUGACCUCAGCCAAGAUGCCACCUUAGCAUCCACCUGGAUGACGUUCCUCAGUAGCUUGUCUGAGAGUGGCCUUCCAAGAAGGGCCUGCUCUAGGGACCCAUUCCCAUCAGUUUCUCCUGAUAAGACAGGCAGGCCAGGGCAGGAAGUGGGGAGAAGAUGAAGGCAAGCUGUGCUGGCUUGUCCUCUGCUCCCACCCCACCCACAACUCCCCCAUCAGAAUCUGUGUGUGCUAGUGUGAAUUUACAUGUAAUUCGAUGACUGUGAAAACACAACUGGGUGGGAAUGGGACUUUGAGUAUAACUGGGGCUCUAUAAUUUUGUCUAUGGUUGUCUGAUCAUGAGUAUGACUUUGUGAGGUUGACCAAGUAAUCAAGGAGUGAAUGUGUGGCUACAGGUAUAUGAGUGUGAAUGUCUAUCAUUAGAUGCCACUGUGGAUGCCUGACUGCCCUUACUCUCUGUUCCAUCAGUCCCUACAUCACACACUAAUCCUUCCCCCAGCUUGGCUGCCCAGAGCUUAGGAGCCCAUGGGAAAUGGCAGUCCAAGAUGAAGAAGGGGUCUGUGGCAACAGGCUAAGAAUUAGGGGCCAGAAGUGUCACAGGAUAUGCAAUACAUCUCCAACUGCCUCUGACUCACCUAGUGCCCCAGGUAAAAGACACACACAUAAAAGGUAGGGGAGGAGGAGGAGAAAGAAGGAAGAAUCUAGGCUGAGCAGCAUGAAGGGACCCUCAACCUUCUGUAGCCUCCUGCUACUGUCACUGCUCCUGAGCCCAGACCCUAGAGCAGCAUCAAUACUGCCACCCAGCACUAGCUGCUGUACUCAACUCUACCGAAAGCCACUCUCAGACAAGCUACUGAGGAAGGUCAUCCGGGUGGAACUGCAGGAGGCUGAUGGGGACUGUCACCUCCAGGCUUUCGUACUCCACCUGGCUCGACGCAGCGUCUGCAUCCACCCCCAGAAUCGCAGCCUGUUUCGGUGGUUUGAGCAGCAAGAGAAAAGGCUCUAGGGGACUCUGCCAAACCUGAACCUAGGGAAAAUGGGCUGAAGCCCCCAGUAGCAAAAAUAAUAAAGCAACAUUGGAUGAUAAUCUCUAA